CGGAGCAGGGGCGCGGCGGAGCAGGAGCGCGGUGAGCGCAGGACCGGCCAGCACUCUCCGGCGCCGGGAUCCCGCGCCUAGGGCGCAGCGGCUGCGCCCUACCCUCCGGGCGUGGGCGAGCUGGCCGCGUGUGCCUCCCUGCUUGACGCGUGGGCGAGCCAAUCAGGACCAGCGGUCCAGGCUGCCAUGUGACGGGCGAGGCGGCUCCUUUCCCCAGCGCGGCCAGAGGGAGGAGAGAACCGGGGCUCGCCGCGAGCCUUCGAGAGCAGCGGUCGCGGAGGCGGCGGCGGCGGCACAGGCUCGGGCCAGCCGCGCGCGCAUCCCCCGGCGCCCUGGGCGGCGGAAAGCUCGGCGGGCCGCGGGAGCCCACGACACGAGUGGACAAAGCAAGAUGGCAGGGAUCUUAGCCUGGUUCUGGAACGAGAGGUUUUGGCUCCCACACAAUGUCACCUGGGCGGACCUGAAGAACACGGAGGAGGCCACCUUCCCGCAGGCUGAGGACCUCUAUCUUGCCUUCCCCGUGGCCUUCUGCAUCUUCAUGGUGCGGUUCAUCUUCGAGAGAUUUGUAGCCAAACCAUGUGCCAUCGCCCUCAACAUUCAGGCCAAUGGACCACAGAUUGCCCAGCCCAAUGCCAUUCUGGAAAAGGUCUUCACUGCAAUUACGAAGCAUCCUGAUGAAAAGAGAUUGGAAGGCCUCUCCAAACAGCUGGACUGGGAUGUUCGCAGCAUUCAACGCUGGUUUCGACAGAGAUGCAACCAGGAGAAGCCAAGCACGCUGACGAGGUUCUGUGAGAGCAUGUGGAGAUUUUCAUUUCACCUUUAUGUAUUUAUCUAUGGGGUCCGGUUCCUGAAAAAGAGCCCCUGGUUGUGGAAUACAAGGCACUGUUGGUACAACUACCCCUAUCAGCCACUCACAACUGACCUUCACUACUAUUAUAUCCUGGAGCUGUCGUAUUAUUGGUCUUUAAUGUUUUCCCAGUUCACUGAUAUCAAAAGAAAGGACUUUGGCAUCAUGAUCCUGCAUCACAUUGUAGCUAUUUUCUUGAUUUCCUUUUCAUAUGUCAACAAUAUGGCCCGAGUAGGGACCCUGAUCCUCUGUCUUCACGAUUCAUCUGAUGCUCUUCUAGAGGCUGCCAAAAUGGCAAAUUAUGCCAAGUUUCAGAAAAGUUGUGAUCUUCUGUUUGUUAUGUUUGCCAUGGUUUUUAUCACUGCACGACUGGGCAUAUUUCCUUUCUGGGUGUUAAAUACCACGUUAUUUGAAAGCUGGGAGAUCGUUGGACCUUACCCUUCCUGGUGGGUGUUUAAUCUACUGCUGUUGCUAGUACAAGGCUUGAACUGCUUCUGGUCUUACUUGAUCAUAAAAAUGGCUUGCAAAGCUAUUUCAAAAGGCAAGGUGUCCAAGGAUGAUCGAAGUGAUAUUGAGUCUAGCUCAGAUGAGGAAGAUUCAGAACCUCCAGGAAAGAACCCCCACACUGCAACCACCACCAAUGGGACCAGUGGUACCAAUGGGUAUCUCCUGACUGGGUCUUGCUCCGUGGAUGAUUAAUUACUCAAAACUACCAAGUCCCGAACAAAGUGAACUAUUUGUUCCUGGAAGCAUUUAAUAAGUUGCAAAUGUAGUUCCUUUCAUUAUAUCUCAGCACCAGAAACAAAAAUUAGGAUUAUCUCAAAGCAUUUUGAAUAGUGCACUGCCAUAUGUCCUGUCUGUGAAUGAAGAAGAAUUACCAUUCUCUAUAUGUAGGCAUGCUGUAUGUAAUUGACACAAGGGAACAGUAUUUGCAUUUGUACUGUCUUAGAAUAUUAUUUAUAUUUCGAAUUUGUUUGUAAAUCUGUGGACAAAAGAGGGUUUCCUCACUCCUUUUACUCUCUGGGGUCAUGACAGUGAGGGAGAUGCUCCAUCUGCUUCUACCCCUUUCUAUUGCUAUGACUCAGUUCGCUAGGAGCAUCAGCUUAAUUUGUCACUUAGAGCAAACAAAACCCAGUGCAAGAUUCUCGUACCCCUCCAAAUAGGUUUGCUUUCUUUGUAUUACAGUGCCUGUUUUGAAACUGCCUAUAUAGUCUCAGUGACCAUUUUCCCAGUGUAAAGUUUAAUCAGGAUGAGCUAGGCUUUUUAAUUGUCACUCUUUGUGGUCAAUUAGCAGUUCAAAUUUAAAAGUAUGGUUUGAAAUAAACAUAAUGUCUUGUGCACACAGCCAAGAUUUCUUUAGUGAGUAUGAUAGCUAAUUGGAGAUAAACCUUGUAGGUUACAGAGACUUUUUUUUUAAUUCUCUAUUAUGAUGUCAGUGCUUUGGCUCUGAAGGAAGACAUUUGCUUAAGGUCAUAGUUACAAACAAUGAAGUCAUUCUUACUAUUGGGAAUUUGUCCCUUGAUCUGAGAAUAGCAGAAAGAGAACAGCUGAUUUCAACCAGAUUUCAGCACUACCCCUAUAAUUACCACAGUCUUCUGUCAUGUCAUGAAAAAAAGAAGCUAAGCAUAUUUUGGGACAGCAAAGGAGACUGCGAACAGUUGGCAAAGGUCACCUCUGGUGCAAAGCACUUUAUUGCAACCAGCAUUCGAGGAAGUGCCCUAUCUAGUAUUUGAUUUUGAUGUUUCUAUUUUUCUGAGUAACGUAAAACCAGUGGGAGAAGGAAGAUUUUACUCUUUGUCUUUUCUCCUUAAACAUGACCUGCAGUGACUCUCCUGUUAUUAGAAACUGAGCAGUGUUGCACUUGAGGCCCUUUGGUUAGCUUCCUUGAAGAUUUGUUCAGUUUCCAAGAAUUUUUAUUCAAAUAGAGCUAUUUCCAGAAAAAAAUAAUAAAAAUUCUACUGGACUACAGCAGUAUCAGCAGUGAGAAAGAUUGUUGAAAAGUAAGUUGCUCUAGUCUCCUACAUGGCAGUGUUAUUUAUGUAUAAGUAAGAAAACCAUACACAUAAACCAAAGACUUUAUCUGUUUUCUUCCACUUCUAAGUAAGAGGGAAUAAAAAGGUAUUACAAACACUUACUUCAUGAACAAAACAAGAGUCCAGAACCACAGUGCAAUAAUAUAAAUGUGAGUCAAAGGAUAGUAAAGACAACAGCAGAAAUACUAGGGAGUGCACAUCCUGCUUCCAGCCAUACACAUUCGAUUCUAAUUUUUGAAAAAAAUUGAGAUGAAUCUUUGUGCCCACAGUUCGCAACCUGUGAGUUAAUAGUUAAUACUCCCAAACUAAAACCUCACACUGUAAUAUUAAAUCUUUCCCCACCUAUAUACGAAAUAGUAUGUUUCUGAUAAGGUCCACAGUAAUAAUUAAAGAGCCUUAGACAUAUGUCUGUUGAUAAAACAAUGCAACUAAUUCUUCUUGUAAAGCUUUAUUAUUUUAUUCAACAAAACAAGAAUAUGUCUAGGAGUGUAAGUUGUGGAUGGUUUGAGACCAAUCAUAAAACAUCAAUAGUACUUGUUAGUCAUCUGAACAUCUGACAUCGGAACAUCUCAACAUCUCAACGUCUGCAUUGAUAAAAUGCAGAUAUAUCAAAUGGAACAGCAAGCAUGUUAUAUAGCUGAAAAUUUUUGAGGUGAAAGUUUCCUUUUUUACCAACUAAAAUAUGGAAAAGAAGAGUGAGUUGUACCUUGCUUUAGUGUCUGGAGCAAGUCCUCUCAAUGGGGGAAAUAAACCAGAGAACCACAAUGUGUUCAAAUUUGGAUCAUCUGACACCCCACCACAGAAGAAUAAUUUGAAAAGAUUGGCUUGUAAAUUAAUGGUUUAGAAGAGUUGCAUGAAAUGAAGUAAAUUGAGUUAGUCCUUAGCAAAGGCAAAUCUAAGCAAACUUUUGUUUCUCCCAAAAGUCACUUAGAAGGAGGACUGAGAAUACUCAGAGCCUCAGUGACCAGUGACAUUAACUUAACACAGUCCCCUAUAUAUCUAUAGAUUUUUAUUUGAUUUUGCCUUUUAGGGCAAAGAGUUCUUUUUGACUAAUCAAAGUUGGUGUUUGUAGGCCUGUUAAGAUGAAAAAUAAUACAUUUCUGUCUACUCCUCCCCCAUGGUAGCAUGAUAAGACUGAGAGAGAAAAAUAUGUGAGAUAUCUUAUCUUCUACUUGUGCCAGACCAUAGCUUUGGAAGUGUAUUUUGUAAAUUCAACUGUAGGUUACUGAGAGUGUUGUUUCCCAUUAAUUAACUUAGCCUGUGCUGAGAUCUCCUUCCUCCUGGUCAUAUUCAAACCUUCCCAGGGUACCAAGGGGUAUGUAGGAAGGAGUCUAGAAAAAGUAAUAUUUUAUUCUCUAAUGCUAUAGCUUUUCUAGAUCUCUUAGUGGGGAAAAAAGUAGAAAAUUGAGUAGAAUUUGGCCUUGAGUCAAUAAAUGAUAUGAAAAUGUGUGAUCCAUGUAUGUACAUGUAUAUUUCUCCAAAAACAUGAUAAAACCAAAAUAUCACAGACUCAUCCUUACCCAUAUUUUUUUUCAUAAAAACUAUCCAUCGUGUACAAUAAAAACUUCCCACCUCCCUCUCAACUUCCUGUUCAUACUCCUCACCCAGCUGAGAGUGGUAGGAUCCCUUUGGCCUCUUGCCUCAGAGCUAGGAUCACAGAGGGCCUAAGGUCAGAGUAUAAGCCAAAUAUAGUUUGCAUUUCCAAAUUCAGUGGUACAGAUGUUGAGAAUAGAGGAGUAAGUGUCAGUGUUAUGGAUUAUUAAGCUGAAUGUUGGUAAAAAAAAAAAAAAUGCGUAUGGUUGCUGCUUCACCCCAGGGUUUUAUUAACAUCCAGUCCCUGCCAGGCUGCUAGACAGAUGGUGUCCUGAGGUACCAUCCAAUAAUGAAACAGGUAUCUGACAAAAAUGAACUAGGAAGAAAGGUAGGAUCCCCAAAGAAAGCAAGCAGUUGGGUCACAGAAAUAACUCUUCCGUGAGAUAAAGUCCAACUACGUUUAGCCAAACUGGUAGGUGAACCUCAAAAUGUUCAGUUCUGUUGCCAACUUUCCAUUCUGAGUAUUUGGUAGAGGUUGGAUUUGAGCAAACUGAAUGCUUUCACCUUGGGCAGAAAGGGUCUGGAUCUCCCACUCUAUUUAUUUCAACCUCAUUGCUAUUUGGGCUGAAGUAAAAAAUGAGAUUUCCGUUCAGUUCACCUGAGUGUUUGCAAAAAAAGCUCUUCAGAGAGAACUUUAUGGACACCAAUGAUUGUUCCCAUUCUCUUCAUGAUUUUGCAGUGAUAGUUCUUUUUCCCCUUUCUUAGAAAUGUUAAUGCCAAAGUUGCCUGAAUAUUUGAGUAUUUUUCCUUAAUUUGAAGUGUACAGAAUAAUUCCAGAGGUGUUAAAAGAUUCUGUUUAUUUGUGUCUGUGAUGAUGUCGUUGUGUCCAGAGAGGCUUCAAGAAAUCCUUUAGAAACAAAAGGUUAAAUGUUUACAUUUCAUGUGAUAUUUGAAGUCUUAAGAUACUAAUUAGCAUACUUCUUUUUUCUUUGUCUUUGGCUGAUUCCUGCUUUGUAGAUAAGUAUCCGUAUCCCUGAAAUGUUUAUAACAUUCAAGCAAGAAAAAAACAAAUGACAUCAAAGUCAGCCUGAUGAGAAAGUGAUGACAGGGCACUUUCAGGUGUUAAGUAACUUGUAUGGAAAGAGGAAAGGCAGUUAGCUCCAUUCAUUGCACUUGCUGCCUAGCAUGCUGUUCCCGAAAGGAAUACCCUCAGUAAUUAUAAACAGUUCUUGAAGUCAUGCCGAAUGCAGCAGGUAGUAGUUAGUACUGGUUCUCUAUGGCCACCUGGUAGUUCUUUAUAGCAACAGGCCAGCAAAGGACCCUGUGGUUUGCCUUUGUGUGUAUGCCCCCCCCUCCUCUAGGGGGCGCUUAGUAGACAAGCCCUAGGCCUGUCCAUUUGUCCACUCUAUGCUGUUGUAACUUCUCUAAUACCUAUUCAGAGGGAGCAUACCUGAUGCUGCUUUUAUUAGAGAAGAUAAAACAUCCUAAGUAACAGUUUGUAAGAUCUGCAGACACCCAAAGGAGAACCUUAGUCUUUUCCAGGUAUUUCCAACUUAAGUUCAACCUGAAGCCUUUGAAAGGAAUGCCUUACCAAAUGGCCACAAGCUAAGACCCAUCAGAUCAAAGAAAUAAAAGUCUCGGCAACCAGAUGGCAUAUCUUAUGGUGUCUCCACAAGACUAAACAUUCUCAAGAUGGCCAGGAACUGAUGGGAGGGAACUGUUAGCCCAAGAUCUGUCUUGCUCAUCUCAUCUACCCACAUUCCUUUCAGACUCCUGGAACUCUUGAUAAAAGGAAGCCAAAAUAUUGUCACUUAUCGGCUAUCCAUUUUCCAGUAGCCUUUGGGUCAGUUGAUAACCACACUUCUUUCUCUGCCUGAUUCCAUUUUUAUUAAAAACUGUUGUGCCCACGUGAGCCUGUUUUCCUUAACACAGGUCCAUGAAAGCUUGGUUUCCUCUUUUGCUAUGUGUCACAUGGCCUGGAAAUCAAGACAGCAGCUGUUGGUAUGGUCUCCGUGCUAAGUGAAAAAUUAGAUUUUAUAGAGGUAAUUUUUUUUUUCUUUUGGACCUACAGUAAUUUUUUAAACUGUCAUUGUAAAACUGCCCUUAAAAAAUUAGAGGCUUUUAAAGAUUACUUGCCAAAGAUAAAUUAGCUCUGUAAUAGGAACAGUUAUGUGGCAAUUCUGGGACUUUAACUUAGAGAUUCAUUAAUUUAAAGAUGGAAUACACCCUCCAAGUGUGAUUUCCAAAAGUUUCAUAAAGCCUCUAAACCUGUGAUUCUCAUCAGCUCUCGGUUUGCCCACAGAAUCAGUUACCUCCGUAGCCAUUUCUUGUCAAGCCAGGGGGAGAGGGUUAGUUUUGGGAUUUGAUUGUUUUUAAUUUGCAGUGAGAAAUAGGGUAGGUGAUAAUACCUUACUUGUUUUCUUAAGACAAUUCAAUGCUUGGGCAUCUCUGUCAGAAAUGGAAUGAUGUACUGUUAGCCAAUUAGAAUUAUUUUAUGUAUUGUUGUGUUUCGCUGAUUUUUAUAUGAAAAUAUAAUUAUUCAUUCCUGAUCUCUGGAAGCAAUCAUUAUUAUGAGGAUCAUUUUACUUUGGAAACACUUUCAUAAUAAAGAUAAGUAUUAAGAGUAAA
Messenger RNA from Leopardus geoffroyi (Geoffroy's cat), 7041 nucleotides. It is a transcript of the gene CERS6, whose product is annotated as ceramide synthase 6. Gene Ontology annotation, molecular function: sphingosine N-acyltransferase activity; DNA binding. The transcript is spliced from 10 exons. Gene Ontology annotation, biological process: ceramide biosynthetic process. Lineage: Eukaryota; Metazoa; Chordata; Mammalia; Carnivora; Felidae. The record is from RefSeq and is a predicted model, not a curated record. The coding region runs from base 392 to 1546 and encodes 384 amino acids. Gene Ontology annotation, cellular component: membrane.